This is a messenger RNA of Drosophila innubila, 3448 nucleotides long. It is a transcript of the gene Gcna, whose product is annotated as acidic repeat-containing protein. The transcript has 5 exons. Gene Ontology annotation, cellular component: nucleus. The record is from RefSeq and is a predicted model, not a curated record. Bases 127 to 3297 code for a protein of 1056 amino acids. NCBI's taxonomy places the organism in Eukaryota, Metazoa, Arthropoda, Insecta, Diptera, Drosophilidae.
CGUUAAUUGUGUUUUAUAGGACGCGCGCGUGAAAUUUGUAUUUGUUUUUGUUUAUGCAUUUCGUUGCUGUCUUUUUUUUUUUGUUCUGAUUGAACUGAUACAGUUAAUUGGAAGAACGCCAUCAAGAUGGCGGAUCCAAGUGCAUUCAAACUGUUUCGAACUGUCGAUCCGUCCACAGUGAAUGUGCCGAUAAAGGAGAAAUUUGCCAAACUGACGCUAUCAUCGAACAAGCAAAAGCAAUUGGAAAAGGUGAAGGAGAAGGACAAGGAAAAAGCAGAGUCAAAGAGUAUAGAAAGGAAAUCUUAUGAGCAUCCGUUGCUGCGCAGCGACUCCUCAUCUUCAGUUGUUGUUGUAAUGGGAUUGGAGGAUAGCACGCCGAAGAGUUUGCACCUGGAUGAUGUCUCUGAUUAUAUGGAAGCAUUGCAACUAAGUGGCGAUGGUUGCACACAGCGAACUCUGGAUGCGGAUGUGGAGCAGCUAUCCACAGAAGUCUCCAACUUGACAAUGCAGCCAAAGGCAAAGCAGCAGCCGCAACAGGAGAUCUCAAUUUGCAUAACAACCACAACAGAGGACGAGGAUGAGAAUUCAUGCAUUACCAUAUCGGAUACAAGUGAUAGUGAGUGUGAUCCUGCCCAGGGCAGGAAUGAUGAGCGGCAGGAGCAGGUGGAGGUGGAGGAGAGCAUGGCAGUCAGUGAACAGCCAGCUGGAGAACUACUUGGCCUGCCAUUGACCACUGACAAGGCGGAACGCAUUGAGGCGUUCCUGCGUGACGUGUCCUUCGAGCGGCGUCGUGGAUUUGCCGACAUAUCGACGGAUCAGCUGCACCACUCGCGCUUGGCCAGCGCGGACACGGAGUCCAUGAGUCAGGACAUUGACUGCACCCAGUUGCCAAGCUCGCCCGCAUUCCACUCGACCAAGAGGCCGCUGGACAGCAGCAAGUUGCUGGCGGAUGAUGAAACCGUGGUGAAUACAGUUUGCUCCGAGGAACUGCUUGAAGCGGAUCAGGAACCGGAGCCGGAUAGCAGCAAGCGACUGGCGGCUAAUGACACCGAGGUGAACACCAUGUGCUCCGAGGAGCAGCUAGAGCAGAAGAGCAGCAAGCGACUGGCAGCCAAUGACACCGAAGUGAACACACCCGAAUCACUGGAUGAAUCACUGGCAGAGCUGUCUGGCCAACACUCCACACUGAACGAUGUGGAUCCAAAUGAAUCGAUUACCAUACCGGAGACCUGCAGCGAGGCAGAGCAAUCUCCAGCCAGACCCAGCUCGGCAACAUCAACAGGAACGGGAGAGACAGAGACAGAGGCGGUCACGCCUGCCAUUCAAGUGAGCAGCAUCAAUAUAUCGGCGAAGAUCAACAUUAAGAUACACAUACCCAACAUGGACUCGAGCUCGGCUGAAUCCGAUGCAGAUGCGGAUCCAGAUGCAGAUGCCAAUGAUAACUAUGUGGAGAGUGACAAACAAGAGCAACAGCGACAACAACAACAACAACAGGAGAAGGAGCGCUCCAUGUUAAAGGAAGAUGCAUCUGAGGAUGAGCAAUUUCUGACAAAUGCCGAACAGCUGCUGAAUCAACUAUACGGCAGAUCCUGGCAAACUCCGGAUGUUAUACGCACACUCAAACGCUCCAGCGGCAGCGGUGGCAAGGUGGCAGCUCCAGCUCCAACUCCAACUGUGGACCGUACACCACUCACGGAGAUUAGACGCCAGCCCAGAUCACGUCGUGGGGCAGCAACAACGGCCAAGAAGCGAAUUCCAAGGGACACGCCUAAUGAGAGUGGCCUGGGUGACUUUAGUCUUUUUAAGCGUGCGUUGCAUUCCACAAAGCUGAACUCGACGCAUUUGCCGACGGCGGCAAGAACUGAGAAAGCAGCUAGCAAACAACGUGUCCGCACCAACCAUGUGCACGAGGAUCGCUGGCGUGCUCUUGUCGACUCGGACAGCGGCGAAGAUGCCUCCGAUGACGAGGACGCGGAUGCAACAAACUCCGACUCUAGUGAGGAAAACCAUCAAGAUGAUGGCCAUGUCACUUAUUUGGAUCUAACCAAGCCCGAGGUGGAGGUGGUCAGCAGUCCCGAUGAUGCAACUGAAAAAAAAUCUCCCGGUUUUCCUAAGAAACUUGAUGACAUCCUGCGUACUUGUCGUGCCACAGUAAAGCCCAAAUUGUGCGCUACUCCUGUCACUCCAAUAACUACAAAUCCGACGCGUCGUCAGCUUUUUACGCCAAUUACUGGAUAUGAGGAUGAUAAGGAAGCCAAGAUGAUUGUGGAGCAGGCACUCGAUUUGGAUAGCUUGGAUCAACUGGAGAAUGUCUAUAUGCCGGGCACAAAUGUUCAUAAGCGUGUACAGGAAGUAAGAAAGCAAUUGGGCAUAGCAACUGAAUCGCCAAAGCCAAAGCCCAACUUCAAGAUGCCGACGCCAAAGGCAACACCAAUUGCCAAGUCCAUGGAACGCAACAAGAAGGUGGAAACACCAAAGCUUGAUAGGAAUCGGAAAUGCAGCUUUAUCAAGUCCCUGGAUAGCAAUAUAGGCCGUGAAUAUUGCGACAAUGAGGCAUACUUUUUUCGAGAGAACUUUAAUCGGAACAAGGAGGAUUUGGCAAAGCGUCUGUACAGCAUCUACAAUGCUGAGGUCUUUGAUAACAAACUGGAUGUGCCGAUCACCUGGUCGAAACUGCUCCGCAAUACAGCAGGCAGGUGUAAGAAUAAGCGCAGGCUCAAUGUGCGCAACAGCGUUGUGGAGCUGAGUGUGAAGGUUUUGACUAGUGCGGAUCGCUUGCGAUGCACGCUUAUCCAUGAGCUGUGCCAUGCCGCUGCCUGGAUAUUCAAUGGCGAGGGCGGACACGGACGCACCUGGAAGAUGUGGGCACAGAGGGCCAUGAAUGCACUUCCCGAUCUGCCGCCCAUCGAGCGGUGCCACAACUAUGCCAUCGAAUUCAAAUACACCUAUAGGUGUAAUACUUGUAACGUUGAAUCUCAUUCCCACACCCGAUCUCGUAAAGUGGAGGAUCUUCGUUGCCGUAGGUGCUCAGGACCCAUCACGCUGCAGUUAAACAAAAAGGACAAACAAGGGAAUGUUGUGGCUACGCCAGUGCGCGAGGCGACUGGAUUCGCCAAAUAUGUUAAAGAUAACUUUAAGAAGCACAAACGCGACAAUCUCACAGCCGCCCAGGUGAUGCGCAUCUUGAGUGUCGAGUACGCCAAGGAGAAGAACGCAGAUCAAAAUUCAAAUAAAGAAGCAGCUGAAUCCCAAACCGCGAUCGCCAAUCGAGUGGAAGCAUUAUUGGUAAUAGACUAAGAAGAUAAACAACAUGACAAUGACUGAACAUCUCGGCUGAAAAGCACAAUGUAAACAUGUUUUAAAGUUCAUAUAUACAAUGUAUAUUUUUUUAUUUACAUUUACAAUAGAUUUAAGUGUUUCUUAUUAAAUAAACGAAACAGUUUCAAAA